AUGGAAGCUCUCUAUCUUGUCACAAAAUUUGGAGGGAAUUGAUCUACUACUAUUUGAGAAGAAUAGAUUCUUUGGUCUAACUCAGAGAAAGAAUCAAGUGGCCAUCAGCUUACUUGAAAGAAUGAGAGAUUUUCUUUUCGUAAGGAUGAACCUUUUGGACUGUUAUGUUAAUAAAAAGCGGGACGCCAAGGAAGAAAAUGCAGUUUCAAACCGUGUAAACUGUAGAGGAACUGACAUGUCCAGGAUGGAGAAACAAAAGAAAGGAACUGUGUCAGAACAAUAUCUCUUCCAACUGAGUGAUUUUAUUAAUUGGGGAUAAUGAACAUCUUUCUUUUUUUUCAGAACAUUUUAAAAUGUAAAAUUCCCAUGUAUCUAUUCUAAGGGGUUCCCCAAUUCUGAUUCCAUUUAAAUCAAACACUUAUUUAUUUAUUUAUUAAAGAUUUUUAUUUCUUUAUUUGAGAGAGAGAGACGGAGAGAGAGUGAGUGCAUGAGCAAGGGGGAAGGGCAGAGGGAGAAGGAGAAGCAGGCUCUCUGCUGAGCAGGUAGCCCGAUGGACAUGGGGCUCGGUCCCUGGACUCCAGGAUCAUGACCUGAGCCAAAGGAAGGGGCUUAACCAACUGAGACACCCAGGUGACCCUAAAUAAAGACAUUUAAAUGAUAAUUCCAUAAGGAGGGCACUUGAUGGAAUGAGCACUGGGUGUUACAUGGAACUGAUGAAUCGCUAAAUUCUACUCCUGAAACAAAUAAUACACUAUAUGCUAACUAACUUGAAUUAAAAAAAAAAUUAAAAAUAAAUGAUGAUUCCAUUAAAUGCUGCAGAAUAUGGGUUUUCUGCAUACCAUGAUCAUUUACAUGGUCUAAAUAAAGAACGGCUGUAAUUCGUGUCAUAAUUCUUGAUUGUAAUAGCUAGACUAGAACUAGAGAAGUGAGUGGAAUAUCUUCUAAUGGCAAUGGCCUUAAAGGAGCAGUGCUGUUUCCAUGGAAGUCUGCAAUGUCCCAAGGUGCCUGAGCACCCAGAACCUAGUGUCUCUUUCUAGAAGCUGUUGAAUAGUUGAAGACAGGACCUGGGUAAGUUUCCAGAUCUCCCAUUUGUGAGUUGUAUUAUUUGGCUUUUUUGUUCUUUUAGGGAUGUAAAGUAGGUACCUUUUGUCCUUGGCCCAUUUAUCCUUCUCAGAUUUAGCUCUCAUUCCUGGAGUCUGGCUCUCCCCUCCUGAGCUCACCUGUUCUUGCUCUGUCUUCUGCAGCAACCAAUCCAAGCUCAUCCUUCUUGGGUAAUGAGUCUGGUUUAAAAUGAAUCAGUUAUUUCUUCAUUGUGGAAAUCAUCAUUUCUUGCCACAUAAGAUCUCAGCGAAGGAGAGCCAUCUGGGAAACAUGAAAACCGAUCCUGGUGUCUGAAGCAAUAGACGGAAUGAACCAGUCGAUAGUAUCAGAGUUUGUGUUCCUGGGACUCACGAAUUCAUGGGAGAUCCAACUUCUCCUUUUUGUUUUCUCCUUUUUGUUCUACUUGGCAAGCAUGAUGGGAAACCUUGUCAUUGUGUUCACUGUAACCUUGGAUGCUCAUCUACAUUCGCCUAUGUAUUUCCUCCUGGCAAACCUCUCCGUCAUUGAUAUGUUGUUUUGCUCAAUCACAGCCUCUAAAAUGAUUUGUGAUAUUUUUAAGAAGCACAAGGCCAUCUCUUUUUGUGGAUGUAUUACGCAGAUCUUCUUUAGCCAUGCUGUUGGGGGCACUGAGAUGGUGCUGCUCAUUGCCAUGGCCUUUGACAGAUAUGUGGCCAUAUGUAAGCCUCUGCACUACUUGAGCAUCAUGAGCCCAAAGAUAUGUCUAUACUUUUUAGUCACUUCUUGGGUCAUUGGGCUCAUCCAUUCAUUGGUUCAAUUAGUUUUUGUGGUAGAUUUGCCUUUUUGUGGCCCUAAUGUAUUGGAUAGUUUUUAUUGUGACCUUCCCCGGCUCCUCAGACUUGCCUGCACAAACACCCAAGAACUGGAGUUCAUGGUUACUGUCAAUAGUGGGCUCAUUUCUGUGGGCUCCUUUAUCCUGCUGGUCAUUUCAUAUGUCUUCAUUUUGUUUACUGUUUGGAAGCAUUCCUCUGGUGGCUCAUCCAAGGCUGUCUCCUCACUGUUAGCUCAUAUCACUGUGGUGGUUUUGUUCUUUGGGCCACUGAUGUUUUUCUACACAUGGCCUUCUCCCACAUCACACCUGGAUAAAUAUCUUGCUAUUUUUGAUGCAGUUAUCACUCCUUUUCUGAAUCCAGUCAUCUAUACAUUCAGGAACAAAGAGAUGAAAGUGGCAAUGAGGAGACUGUGCAGUCGUCUUGUGUAUUACAGGAAGAUUUUGUGAACGGAUGGUGUAAGAUAUGAAAUCACAGAUUCUCCCUCAUGCUGGUUAUAGAAAAGACAUUAUGCAAUUUUAGAAAAAUCCCCAACACUUAGGACAUGUUAUACGCCUAGAAAUCUACUAUCUAUGAUAUUAUGAUAUCUAUUUCACCAUUAAGUUAGAAGUCAUGUUUUUUUUUGAUACUCUGUACAUCAAAGUGCUAAAAAGUGAAUAAUACAUGUUUUGUAACCUACAUGGUUAGGAGAAUGCUAUCAUGUAAUUGAGUAAAUAAAAAGGUUUUAUGUUUUUCCUACAUUGGACAGAUUAUUCUAUUGAUAGAGAAAUUACGCAUUUACAUCAUCCUCCAUCUACUUACUAUUCAAGUUUAUAUCUUUUUUUUUUUUAAAGAUUUUAUUUAUUUAUUUGAGAGAGAGAAUGAGAGAGAGAAAGCAUGAGAGGGGGGAGGGUCAGAGGGAGAAGCAGACUCCCUGCCGAGCAGGGAGCCAGAUGCGGGACUCGAUCCCAGGACUCCAGGAUCAUGACCUGAGCCGAAGGCAGUCACCCAACCAACUGAGCCACCCAGAUGCCCCUCAAGUUUAUAUCUUGAUUUCAAUUCUCUUUGUUGCUAUUCUGUUUGCUUCUUAUUUCUCCAUUUUCUGCAUCCUUUGCAUCCUUAUCAGGCACUCUGGAAAUUGUUAACCCUAUGUUAGAUUUUUGAAAGUUAAAGGUAGAAUGAAUUGUCAAUAUCUUUUGUUCUAACUCCUUCUUUUGCACUAGCUAUAACCCAAGAAUUGAGGGGUGACAUCAAUUAGCCUAAGGCACACAGCCAGAAAUCACCAGAGAUCCAGGCACCAGAAACCAUGUUCCUGGUUGCCAGGUUAGUCCCCCUUCACGUUCAAAUGAUUUUGUAUUUGAAUUUCUGUGCAUAUGCUAGUCUUUCAGCUUUUCUUAUGGGUCUGUUUGUACAAAGAGCUCUACAUGUCUUAUGUGUAUUCCUUCUUUCUGGUAAAUUGUCAUUACAUUUAGCACUUCCUUAUUGUUUCUAAAUCUUUUCUUAGUUUCUACCAUGACCAUACAUUUCCUUGUUCAGGUCCUACCAAAGCUGAGUCUUAAGACAAUGCAUUAAUUAUAAAAAACAUGUUUAGAAUUCAUUAUUAAGCAGGAUUCUUUUGUCUACAGUUGUAUCAGAGAUUUUUAAAUUUUAUUUUAUUGUGUUAUGUUAAUCACCAUACAUUACAUCACUAGUUUUUGAUGUAGUGUUCCAUGAUUCAUUUUUUGCGUAUAACACUCAGUGCUCCAUUCAAUAUGUGCCCUCUUUAGCACCCAUCACCAGACUAACCCAUCCCCCCAUCCCCCUCCCCUCGUUAGAACCCUCAGUUUGUUUCUCAGAGUCCAUAGUCUCUCAUGGUUCGUCUCCCCCCUCCGAUUUUCCCCCCUUCAUUUUUCCCUUCCUACUAUCUUCUUCUUCUUCUUCUUUUAAACGUAUAAUGGAUUAUUUGUUUCAGAGGUACAGGUCUGUGUGAGAUUUUUGAUUAAAUUCUAUUUUGUAGGCCUGAAGUCCCCCCAAAUACUUACAAUUAAUGAUGUUAUUUCUUUUGUGGGAAAGAAUGUCAUUAAUUAACUUUGUACUCUGCUUAAGUGACACUAAGAUCAUUGUAUCUCUUCCAGAAAGAGAAAUUAAAAUAUUUCAGCAAAUUUUAAAAUGAAAUGUUUAAAGAAUAUGUGUGAAGGGUUUUUUCCAUACAUUGUGCAGCUUGUUAUUUAACAAAAUUACUAGACAAUGGAAUGGAAUGCAUGCACUAAUUGAAGUUUCCUUCAUGAGGCAAUGAAAUAAUGAUCGUCUGUCAUCAUUUGUGUUCUAGGGGAGGUAAUAAGUGAGGUGACUCAUAUGGUGCUUUUUACAAUCUAGGUAUUGUUCUCAGGGCUUUACUUUGAAUCUUAUUGAGUAGAUACUCUCACCAUCCCCAUUUUACACAGCAGGGGUCUGAGGCACGAAGAUGUUAAAUAUUCUAAGCUGUAUUAAGUAAUCAGACUGGACACAAAGCCUUGUGGUUUUGAUGCAGGAUCUGUAAUCUUAACUUCUGCACUGUAAU
Mirounga angustirostris (Northern elephant seal) is the source of this 4407-nucleotide messenger RNA. RefSeq names its product olfactory receptor 4F15. Bases 1409 to 2338 code for a protein of 309 amino acids. NCBI's taxonomy places the organism in Eukaryota, Metazoa, Chordata, Mammalia, Carnivora, Phocidae. Gene Ontology annotation, biological process: G protein-coupled receptor signaling pathway. Gene Ontology annotation, molecular function: G protein-coupled receptor activity; olfactory receptor activity. The transcript is spliced from 3 exons. The record is from RefSeq and is a predicted model, not a curated record. Gene Ontology annotation, cellular component: plasma membrane.